UCCAAUCCAGGCGACAAAUGGCGCUUAUUAUCGUUGUGGUUGGGGGUUCCCAGUUCAUAUGAUUCAUAAUUCAUAUUUGCAGACGGUCUCGUCCAAGGCGAUCGCACCCAUCCUUUUGGUAGCAUUAUAAGAUAGCAAAGGAAUCAACAACUGUUUUGGCGAUCUUAGAGAAGUUGAGCUUGAUUGAUCGCAACACUGGCGCGUGUGAUACAUGUAUGCAAUGUUUUACUACCUGGGAAUAGCAACUUCUAACCAAGACGUUAUCAUUUACAGACAAUAUAGAAAUGAUGAUAAGAUAGCAGACUUCAAAAGCUUCGUUGCAGCAGCGACGAAGAAAGCUUCCCACGGAGGAACGCCUUCAGUUGCAUUCGGAAAUGGUGUCUGCUACUUCAUCAGCAGGGAGAAGUUGCUCUAUUUGCUCUGCUCAGAUGAAGACAACGGAGAUAGUGGAAAUCAUGUUUCGACAGCCGUUGCCAUAGAAUUUCUUGAAGAGUUCUAUCACCUAAUAAAAGCAUUUUGCGGAACGGCAUCUGAAGAAGGCAUCAGGCUUAACCUUCUGCUAGUUGAAGAGAUAAUGGCAGAAAUUCUAAAUCAGGGCCACAUUGUGACAACAGAAUUGAGCAGCCUGCGUCCAUUGAUAUACAGCGAACCAAUCCAGCCGAAUCGCUCCGAGGGUAUCUUGUCAUCCUUGGGUCUGGUACCGCAGACUAUGGUAAUUAUUUGGUCCGAAUCCAAAGCAAGUGCUGCCUCGGUUCGACCAGUGUUUUCAACUCGACAGCCUCAAAGGGAAAAGCAGAAAGGCGAAGUUUAUGUGGACGUCGUGGAGCGCAUUUCUGCAACCGUCUUAAAAGAUGGAAGGGUCUCCAACUUUGAACUCUGCGGAUCGCUGAUGUUGAGGUGCUGCCUCGACAGCCACGUCGACAUAAUGUUGGGGCUGAACGAGAACCUUAUCCUCCGCGAUAAACCGCAGGCUGAAGCAUCCUACACGACAGACCUGGAGCUUGACAGCUACGUCCUGCAUCGUAGUGUUAAGUACCAAGACUCUGACUCACAACGAACUCUCAUGGUGAGAGCUCCUCAGGGAGAGGUUCCUUUGAUGAAGUACCUGAUUACGAGGGUUCCACAAAAUGGCCUUCCAUUUAUAGUGACGACGGAAAUAGCCAGCAUCUCAAACUCGAAGGACUUGAAUUUGACGGCAAGGCUACGUUGCGAAGGGAUCCCAGGGUCCGAGGCUGUCAACGUCGUGGUGCGCAUUGUCGUGCCGAGCCGUAUCACAGCGGUCAUGAAGAAAUUUGCUCAGCCAAACCAGACAGCGGAACUGAAGAACCAGAGGAUCGUCUGGAAGAUCCCGAAACUGACAGCCAAAUCAGAAACGGUGGCGAGGUUUCGUCUAGUUGAGGCCAACCACGGCGAGGGAAGCAAGGUUGGGAUUGGUCCGCUGGUGGUGGAGUUUGAGCUGUCCAAUCACUGCACGUCCGGCCUCCACAUCAGGUUUCUCAAGCUCAGUCCGAACCUCCCGAGUCACCGUUGGGUGCGUUACAUCACUACUUCGGCGUCCAUGGUUUUCCUUCUGAGCUAGGUACCGGGAGCUACAUGUACAAGGAGCUGAUGUACAUAAUUUAUUCGGACGCUUCUACCACUGCUUUUUGUCACUAAGUGACAUGCGGACAAAAAGGUUCUUGCGGAUCCAAUGGUCCAACCAGCCAGUGAGGAGCUGCUUCCGGUUGACGGUACGGUACAGUACAGUCUU
Messenger RNA from Ornithodoros turicata, 1750 nucleotides. Its product is annotated as AP-4 complex subunit mu-1-like. The record is from RefSeq and is a predicted model, not a curated record. Gene Ontology annotation, biological process: intracellular protein transport; protein targeting; Golgi to lysosome transport. The transcript has 13 exons. Lineage: Eukaryota; Metazoa; Arthropoda; Arachnida; Ixodida; Argasidae. Gene Ontology annotation, cellular component: clathrin adaptor complex; trans-Golgi network; cytoplasmic vesicle. Bases 212 to 1579 code for a protein of 455 amino acids.